CGUGUUGGAGGAAUACUGUUUUACGAUCCGGUUUCCACUUCUCACCCGAUCCCUCUGACCUCCGUUUUACGAGUUCGGUUCGAACGGAACGGAUCGGGGCGAAGGCGAGGCGAGUGUGUGCGAGACCCGAAAUAAAAAUAAAUUAAAAAAAAAUCUGCUUCAACGAGAGAACCCAGAAAAAAACCAGCAGAGAGAAGUCUCCAGAUUCUAGGGUUGGGGAAUCGCGGCGAGAGGAAGUAGCAGCGGCGGCGGCGGAGGGAGGGGAGGUGAACCAGCAGCCUGAGCAGGAGCGGCGGCGUCGGCGGCGGCGGAUUCCAAGUUUUGUUGCAAUGGGUUUCUUCAGGACCAGCUUCACAUUAAUGUUUGGAAUGGGAUGUGGUGUCUAUGUAGCUCAGAAUUAUGACGUCCCAAAUGUCAAGAAGCUAUUCAACACGUACAUGUUCCUAGCCAAGCAUAUUGAGGAAACAUAUCGUAAGCCAAAGAGAGACGACUGAUAGAUUGCAAAGUUUUUUCUUGCAUCACCCUUGGAUUGUGAAGUAUAUCUCUGACAUGAUACAGAAAAUGUAAUCUCUUCAGAAGUUUCAUAGGAAGUUUCUAUUUCUCGACAACUGUUGAACUAUGAUCUUGGUUAGCUGUGAGAUUCUACCGAUGUAACAGUUUUGCGGAUAAUUUACCGGAUGUCUAGUUGAGCACUUCUUUUUUGUUUGAUUGCCAAUUGUAGGCAAAUGGAAAGUUUAUGCUAAUUUUUUUCAAAUUUUUGUGGCCU
Messenger RNA from Oryza sativa Japonica Group (Japanese rice), 766 nucleotides. RefSeq lists its product as uncharacterized. NCBI's taxonomy places the organism in Eukaryota, Viridiplantae, Streptophyta, Magnoliopsida, Poales, Poaceae. The record is from RefSeq and is a predicted model, not a curated record.